UUUUCAUGCCACAACUACUCGGAGAGUAAAAAGGUAAAACUCGCAGCCCUUGAGUUUACUGAUUAUGCUCUUGUUUGGUGGGAUCAAAUGCAAAAGGAACGGGUUAGGAAUGGUGAACGUCCCAUCACAACAUGGGAAGAGAUGAGAGCAACCAUGAGGAGAAGGUUCGUUCCAUCCUAUUAUCGUCGUGAGCUUCACAACCAUCUCCAACGUCUUACUCAAGGUUCUAAAAGUGUUGAUGAGUACUACAAGGAGAUGGAGAUUGCCAUGAUUCGAACUAACAUUAUAGAGGACAAUGAAGCAACUAUGGCUCGUUUCUUGCAUGGGCUCAAUCGGGAAAUCGCCGAUGUUGUGGAGAUGCACCACUAUGUAGAACUUGAAGAGAUGGUACACCAAGCCAUCAAGGUGGAACAACAACUCAAGCGAAGAGGACAUUUGAGGAAGACUUCUAACUCGUCGGCAUUCGGUCCAUGGAAGAACAACCCCAAGAAAGACACCCCUACUACAUCAAGAUUCAAGCAGACAGAUCCUAAACAUGAUGACAAAGUUGCUACCAAAAAGGUACAACCUGAACCCAAUUCUUCAAGAAAUCGUGAUAUAAAGUGUUUCAAGUGCCAAGGAAAAUGACACAUAGCAAGUGAGUGUCCUAACCGACGUACAAUGAUCUUCAACAAUCAUGGAGAGUUGGAAACCGAGGAAGAAAUCAUCGACAAAGAGGAAUCAUCAAAAGAAGAUGGUGAUGGAGAGUAUGCCGAAGAAGGAGAAUUGCUUGUUACUAGAAGAACCCUUAGUGGCCAGAUGUUGGAGGAAGAUAAUUGCCAAAGAGAAAACUUGUUCCAUACACGCUGUCAAGUUCAUAGAAAGGUAUGUAGUAUGAUUAUUGAUGGUGGAAGUUGUUGCAAUGUGGCAAGUACUGAAUUGGUUCAAAAAUUAAGUCUACCUACUUUCAAGCACCACCGCCCGUACAAGCUUCAAUGGUUGAAUGAGUGUGGAGAGCUGAAGGUGACCAAGCAAGUAAAGGUAUUUUUUUCAAUUGGAAGAUAUAAGGAUGAGGUUUUAUGUGAUGUUGUACCAAUGAAAGCAUGCCACAUACUGUUGGGAAGACCAUGGCAGUUUGAUAGGCAAGUAACACAUGAUGGAUUCCAAAAUCGUUACUCUUUUGUGCUUCGAGAAGAAUCAAUAACUCUCAAUCCGAUGACACCAAAACAAAUUUUGCAAGAUCAAAUCUUGAGAGAAAAGAAAAGAGAGUAAGAGAAAGAGAGUUUACUAGUUGCUAGGAAGAGUGAAAUCAAGGAAGCUUUGUUUUCUCGACAAAACCUCAUAGUACUUGUGUACAAAGAGGCUAUGUUGAAUUCUAACGACCUAACCUCUUCUUUGCCUAGUGUUGUUACAUCUCUUUUGCAGGAUUAUGAAGAUGUCUUUCCGGAUGAGAUGCCACCAGGUUUGCCACCCAUUCGAGGGAUAGAACAUCAAAUUGACUUCAUUCCGGGAGCAUCCUUGCCAAACCGCCCAGCAUAUCGUACCAAUCCCGAAGAAACCAAAGAGAUUCAAAGGCAAAUCCAAGAAUGGAUGGCCAAAGGUUAUAAGGAUGGCACAUGGCGGAUGUGUGUCGAUUGUCGAGCCAUUAACAACAUAACGAUAAGAUAUCGCCACCCUAUUCCUAGGAUAGACGAUAUGCUUGAUGAGUUAAAUGGUUCAACUAUCUUUUCUAAAAUUGAUUUAAAAAAUGGUUAUCAUCAAAUUAGAAUAAAAGAAGGAGAUGAGUGGAAAACCGCUUUCAAAACAAAACAUGGGCUUUAUGAGUGGUUAGUUAUGCCAUUUGGACGUAAUGCACCUAGUACAUUUAUGAGAUUGAUGAAUCAUGUUUUGCGUGCAUUUAUAGGCAAAUUUGUGGUUGUGUACUUUGAUGACAUCCUUGUUUAUAGUAGGACUUUGGAAGAGCAUGUAACACAUUUAAAACAAGUCCUAGAGGUUCUAAGAAAGGAAUGGUUGUUUGGAAACUUGAAAAAGUGUGACUUUUGCACUAACAAAGUUAUUUUCCUUGGUUUUGUUGUAAGUAGUGAAGGAAACACAGUUGACGAAGAAAAGGUCAAAGCUAUUCAAGAUUGGCCAACCCCCAUCACUAUUGGAGAAGUGAGGAGCUUUCACGGCCUUGCAAGCUUUUAUAGGCGAUUUGUGAAGGACUUUAGCACCAUGGCAGCCCCAUUGAACGAGUUAACGAAGAAGAAUGUUCCAUUCAAGUGGGGAAACACACAAGAGAAAGCCUUUCAAGCUAUAAAAGAGAAGCUU
This is a messenger RNA of Sesamum indicum (sesame), 2289 nucleotides long. The record is from RefSeq and is a predicted model, not a curated record. NCBI's taxonomy places the organism in Eukaryota, Viridiplantae, Streptophyta, Magnoliopsida, Lamiales, Pedaliaceae.